AUGAAUACGCUAUACAUUGCUGGAAUUAUUUGUCAGCUGGCAAGCUUUACAGGCGUCUCUUAUGCUCAGUGUGACCCGACAGGGUAUCCUAAAUGUCUAGCCGGGGUUCAACUUCCGCAAGGGGAAACAACAAGAGAUGUCAAUUGCACAGCUUUGAGACAGGUAGCAACCUGUCUUGAACCAUACAAAAGUUCUUGUGCAUCAAAUACAGACUUCCAGCGCAUUUUACAGACAAUUUUACAGACAAUCAAUAUAACAUGUGGUGAUUCUAGCUGCGACUUAAUCAAGUGCUUGACAGACAUGGGAAUAGAUUUUGGAAGUUUACAAAGCGAUCCAGAGAAAGUUAACUGCGAGAGUUUUCGUGCAGCGCAGCCUUGCUUUGAAAGCCAAAAGAAUGUUUGUGAGGGAAACACAAUCUUCGAAACAGCUGCAGGUUAUAUUCCGCAAUUAGAGUCAAGGUGUGGCAGAGGGGGUUCCCAAGGCAAUGGAACCUUCACUAUCCAAGCAACCUGGAUUCUCCUGUUUGUUGUACUGGUCAAUAUGGCAGCUCUUUCUCAAUGAUAGCAGGAUACUUACCAAAACACCGUAAAGGAACUAUUUUUUCUUGGGGGGAGGGUUAAAAUGUCUUCGAGUUCGUGUUAUAAAGAGACCCAGGAAUUCAUGUUCUCCACUAAAAUUAAAAUAUUAAUCUACAGUAUCAUUUUUCUUCUUCAACCAAGUUAAACAAUAAUUUUUCACUAACAACGAAAAUUUAACCCCAUGAAAACCCACGAAAAUAGUACUAGCAAUGGAUAUGGAACAUCCUACGGAGAUGUGAAUCCUUGUUAUCAAAAGUGUGAAAGCAAAUUUCAAAAUUAAUAUGUAUUGAUCAUCCGAGUGGCCUGUAAUAGACUAUAAAGCUUUUUCAAGACAGUUACACAUCAUUGUUUGACAAAAAAUAUAGCCGUUCAGAAUAAUAACGAAUCGAAGUAGAAAAUGAUGGAAUUAUACACAAAUUCUAUAAUCGCUAUGCCUGUGCUUCUGGUUACAACUUUUAUCCAUCGGUCAUUUCAUUUAAAUCAAAGUAUUUACAA
Molecule: messenger RNA, 1073 nt
Organism: Saccostrea echinata
Lineage: Eukaryota; Metazoa; Mollusca; Bivalvia; Ostreida; Ostreidae
Exons: 6
Coding region: 1-561 (186 amino acids)
Source: RefSeq, a predicted model, not a curated record